Molecule: messenger RNA, 3570 nt
Organism: Poecilia reticulata (guppy)
Lineage: Eukaryota; Metazoa; Chordata; Actinopteri; Cyprinodontiformes; Poeciliidae
Source: RefSeq, a predicted model, not a curated record
UUAAACGGUUUGAAAACUGGAUUUUAAAGCUAAAUCUGUACAUUUUUGGUAUAAAUAUGUUAUUAUGGCUAAAAAGCAGUAAAAUUCUAAGCCUUCUUUAAUUCUCUGUUUCCACUUUUAAUUUUGACAUUUCACCCAAACACCGCAGGAAGUGAUGCAAACUGAACGGUUUUACAGAASCUGCAGCAGAGACACCUGGAGAGUAAAAACCAGAAGCUCCCAGUGAAGCAUUUCCACUCUAAACUGGUUGGGCAGCGUCAGGACGAGUCSCUGAAUAUUUAGAACAGAAGUCGGGUCAAACCUGCAGGAUGUCUGCAGAGCUGAACAAACAGAGCCACGGUUACCUGCCGACAGGUGAAUCAUGUCGGCAGGUUUUCUAAACGCUUCUGUCUCUCUGCAUGAUUCUAAAACAGAAACUGAAGUAAAUAUUCACAACAUAAGAUUCUUAGCAGUCAAAACCAAACAUAACAAUGUUUAAUUCAUUUGACUUUUUCCAAAAAUACCAACAACGAAAUGCUAAUUCAAAGAUUUGAUCUGAUUUCUUUCCUGAAAACGCAGGAUGGUGUCAGACGUGACCUGCUUUUGCUCCAAGAUAACCGUCUCCUCAACUCAGGGGAACAUGGACCAUGGGCAGAAGAUGCGGGACAGAUGUGAACCACCAUCUCGACUUUUCUCUCUUCUGAGAAUAAGUACAGAGAAGCUCAGUUUAUGUGUCAUGAAAUCAACCUGCUGGACCUGAGAUGAACAAAGACGGGUUUCACAGGCCGUCCAAAGGCAAACACACCUCCUCACUGCUGGGGAGCAGCAGGUUUUUCAUGGACGUUACUGGAACUCUGAGCCAUUUGAAGUGUGAGCUGCCAGGUAAAGAAAAUGAGGAGAACUGAUCAACCCGCAGAAGACAAGAGCUGUCUCACCAUGUCCCGAAGUCAGUGCUGCUUCUUCGUCAUGUUGGUUCUGGGGGUUGUGGUUUUUUCCUGCUGCACAAACAUAAGAAACAUGGAACCUGAGUGGAACUUUACAUGGCUGAUGCUAAAUAACUCAACAAACACCACUGCUGAGCUUCCUGAAGCCACGAGCGUCACCACAACACAGGAGCCACCGACUCGACGGGUCACCAAGGMGACGCURGAAACCCAAAAUGGCCGACGACGGACAGCGGCUCCUUAUGUGUCUCCUGGACCGUACCUGGUGGAGUAUCCCUAUGAGUACCACUUCACUAUCAACGAGGAACUGAAGUGUAAGCAGGAGAAGCCGUUUGUGGUUCUGAUCGUACAAGUGGCGCCACGCAACCGAGCUCAUCGCGACGUCAUCCGUAGCAGCUGGGGAAGCGAGAAGCUGGCUAACAACCAGGUGGUGGCGCUGUUCUUCCUGCUGGGGAUGCAGACUGGAGACGAUGCAGAGCAGGUCCACCAGCAGCUGCUGCAGGAGAGCAAAGAGCAUCAGGACCUGAUCCAGGGAGACUUUGUGGACUGCUACAAGAACCUGACCAUAAAGACCAUGGUGAUGCUGGAGUGGCUGAACUCCUGCUGCUCCAGCGCCGCUUACGCCAUGAAAAUCGAUUCUGACAUGUUUCUAAAUGUUCCCAAUCUGGUCAACUUGCUCCUCAAAGCUCCCAGGACCAACUACAUGACCGGCCUGGUGGCACACGGAGGACGAGUCUCCAGGGAUCCCAAGUCCAAGUUCUACGUGCCUGUGGAUCUGGUCAGCCAUCGUUUCUACCCUCCCUAUGCUUUGGGUCUGGGCUACAUUUUGUCUUUGGAUCUCACCACAAAGCUCAUUGWGGCUUCCAGACACGUUAAACCUCUUUACAUUGAAGACGCAUAUUUGGGCCUAUGUAUGAGACACCUGGGUGUCCGUCCAACAGCACCACCAAACUGGAACCUCUUCCGUGUUUUGCCUUUGAAAUACAGUCGCUGUGCGUACUCCAAGGUCAUCGCCACCACAGUUCCAGAAAACAUGGAUCGUGUGAAGACUUGGAAAGACUUUAAGAAACCGGGUCGGUACUGUUGAUUAGUAAAACGCAUCCUGUGCUGAUGAUUCUGUUUUCCAUGAAACUUGGAUAUUGUAAAUGGGAAUAAAGAGCUAAUCUUAGUUCAGUGCAGAGAAGAUAAAUGGAAAUUGUUCUGGGAAUUUGCCAGGUGAAGGAGGAAAUUCUGGAUAUCAUCAGUUUUCAUUUGACUUUUAGUUCUGUAACCAUGAAUACAGGUAUUUUUUUUUCUCUCGGUCAUAAAAUUAUAUAAGAUUUCCAUAGCAACAUGUGAGAAAACGGAAAACAUGAGACACUUAACUGGUUUUAUAUAAUCUUUAAAUGUUGUAUUAGGAGCGAAGAGGUAAAAGUGCUGAUUGUGGAAGUUAUUUUUUGAACAUAUUGGUUCCUGACAUUCAGCUAAACAUGAAUUCAUAACAAAAUGCUGAGAGAUUCAGCAGUUUAGUGAGAAACGGACAUGAAGACACUCAGAUAUGUGGGUCUAAAAUAAUAAAGCAGGAAGGGAAAUAUGAAAACAACCCAAACGUUUAUAUUUUUAAAUGUCAGUUUAUAAAAUGUUGCUGGUCGUUUAGUUGAAGCUGUUUUAAAACGUCAGCAUUAUGAACAUCAUGUUCAUAAAAAUGCUUUUUUUUAUUUCCACUCCAAACAUAAAACUGUCUUUUUUUAUAAAACCUUUUGAAAAUGUGUGUGGGAUGGAGUUACCCAAAUAUUAGCCGGAUUUCUCUUCAAUGCUGUUGAAUAAUGCGAUAUUUGAAUUAAUUUUGCCUCAAGAAACAAUUUCCUGACAUCACUGGAGCUAUCAAUCAACACAGUCUGUUGGUUUAUAUCAACUAAAUUCACUUUUUCCUCAAUUUAAUCCUCUGUAUUAAGUCAUGUAACCGCUGACAGUCAGGGAGUGGAGACAUCAUCCUGUGUUGUGAGUAAAUUGUUUGCAGCUUUUUGAGAAUUCAGCUUUUGGUGCAAACAUGCGGAUCUUUCAUCCUGGUCCUUGUAAAAAGCUCGAGCUGUCUACGUUAAAAAGCUGGAUGCAGUCCUGGUCGUCUGUAAACUGACUGGAAGUUUCUCCUUCAUGUACCUGAACAGCACUAAGACUUUCUGCUGGUCUUAAGGGAAAUGUUGGAUAAAUGUUUUAAUCGAAUGGCUCUGUUUGCAUGAAUGACUAACCAGUCAAUAGUUCACUCAGCUGGAUGUCAGAACACAGCGGAAAACUCAACACACCUUCUUUUAUUACUGCUUGUGUGAUGCACACAGGUUAAAGUUUAGAUUCACCUGAUAACACAUGUAGCCUUUUAUACCUGUAAGCCAAAGUUGAAAUUGAGUCUUGAAAUAUAGAUUCAUGUUGGUUUUUGUGGUCAUGGCUGUUCUGAAGUGCUCAGCAGUUUAACAUGUUUGAUCAAGAAAAUCAUCAUUGGACCAUCCUGCAGACUGUUUAAACAGAAAAGUACAUUUGUUUUCAGAUAUGGUGAAAUAUAAUUAACAAAUGGACUGAGACGCUGCCCUGCGACAGACUGGCGACCUGACCAGGUGACCUGUCCAGGUGACCACGCCUCUCGACCAGAACAUCAGCUGGAGAGGAACCAGCA